Molecule: messenger RNA, 4245 nt
Organism: Capra hircus (goat)
Lineage: Eukaryota; Metazoa; Chordata; Mammalia; Artiodactyla; Bovidae
Gene: ITPRIP
Product: inositol 1,4,5-trisphosphate receptor interacting protein
Exons: 3
Coding region: 461-2131 (556 amino acids)
Cellular component (GO): membrane
Molecular function (GO): protein kinase inhibitor activity
Source: RefSeq, a predicted model, not a curated record
AGGAGGAAAAGUUUCUUUGACAUCUAGGAAAUGAGUAACUCUGCAAUCCUCUAGAGCCCGGCGGAUGGGGGCCAGAAGGCGGGAUCCGGCCGAGGUAUCGCCGCCCCCGUCCCUCUAAUUGUCGGGCGGGAAGCUCAGCCGCAGCGGCGGCCAGCCAACGGAUUCCGGGGCCCCCGAGACCCGCGAGCGCAGCCGGGACUCGCGCGAUCCCUCCCGCCUCCGGGAGCGGGAACCGAAGCCGAAGCCCCGCGCGGCGGCAGCGCCUCCUCCCGGCCCACCGAACCGCGAUGCCGGAAGCGGGACCACGUUGUUGUUUCUACCGCCCCGAAGAUCCGUUACUUUGGACCGUGUGAGCAGAGCUCUGGAGCUGAAAGAGUAGUCGAGUCGCCCUGCUUCUUAGCCAGCUCCCUUCCAUCCUUCCUUCCCCCUCCUGGAAGGAGAAAGUAGGAAAGCUACCGCCAUGGCCCUGGGGCUUUUCCGGGUGUGCCUAGUUGUGGUGACGGCCAUCAUCAACCACCCGCUGCUGUUCCCGCGAGAGAACGCCACGGUCCCUGAGAACGAGGAGGAGAUCAUCCGUCAGAUGCAGGCGCACCAGGAGAAGAUGCAGCUGGAGCAGCUGCGCCUAGAGGAGGAGAUGGCGCGGCUGGCGGCUGACAAGGAGGCCGAGGAGGCGGCACUGGAGCAGGUGGCAGAGGAGGGCCAGCAGCAGAAUGAGAGCCGCACCGCCUGGGACCUGUGGAGUACUCUCUGCAUGAUCCUCUUCCUGGUGAUCGAGGUGUGGCGGCAAGACCACCAGGACGCGCCCUCGCCCGAGUGCCUGGGUUCGGAUGAGGACGAGCUGCCCGACCUGGAGGGCGCCCCGCUCCGGGGCCUCACCCUGCCCAACAGGGCCACGCUCGACCACUUCUACGAGCGCUGCAUCCGGGGAGCCACAGCUGACGCCGCCCGCACCCGGGAGUUUGUGGAAGGCUUCGUGGAUGACUUGCUGGAAGCCCUGAGGAGCCUGUGCAGCCGGGACUCGGACAUGGAGGUGGAGGACUUCAUCGGCGUGGACAGCAUGUACGAGAACUGGCAGGUGAACAAGCCUCUGCUGUGCGACCUCUUCGUACCCUUCAUGCCCCCGGAGCCCUACCACUUUCACCCAGAGCUCUGGUGCUCUAGCCGCUCUGUGCCUUUGGAUCGCCAGGGCUAUGGCCAGAUCAAGGUGGUCCGGGCCGACGAGGACACGCUGGGCUGUAUCUGCGGCAAGACCAAGCUUGGAGAAGACAUGCUGUGUCUCCUCCACGGCAGGAACAACGUGGUGCACCACGGCAGCAAGGCGGCAGACCCGCUAUGCGCCCCCAACUCCCCGUACCUGGACACCAUGCGCGUCAUGAAGUGGUUCCAGACCGCCCUAACCAGAGCCUGGCACCGCAUCGAGCACAAGUAUGAGUUCGACCUGGCCUUUGGCCAGCUGGACACCCCGGGGUCCCUCAAGAUCAAGUUCCGCUCGGGGAAGUUCAUGCCCUUCAACCUGAUUCCCGUGAUCCAGUGUGACGACUCCGAUCUGUACUUCGUCUCCCACCUUGCCCGGGAGCCUGGCGGGGGUACCCGGGCAUCCAGCACCGAUUGGCUUCUCUCCUUCGCUGUCUAUGAGCGCCACUUCCUCAGGGUAACCUCGAAGGCGCUGCCCGAGGGCGCCUGCCACCUCAGCUGCUUGCAGAUCGCCUCCUUCCUGCUCUCCAAGCAGAACCGCCUGACCGGCCCCAGCGGGUUGGGCAACUACCACCUGAAGACCGCCCUUCUGCACCUCUUGCUCGCCCGGCGGCCUGCCGACUGGAAAGCCGAGCAGCUCGACGCUCGUCUCCACGAAUUGCUCUGCUUCUUGGAGAAGAGCCUGCUGGAGAAGAAGCUCCAGCACUUUUUCAUCGGCAACCGCAAGGUGCCAGAGGCGAUGGGGCUCCCUGAGGCGGUGCGCAGGGCGGAGCCUCUUAACCUCUUCCGGCCCUUCGUCCUACAGCGAAGUCUCUACCGGAAGACAGUGGACUCCUUCUAUGAGAUGCUCAAGAACGCCCCAGCGCUCAUUAGCGAGUACUCCCUCCAUAUUCCCUCAGACCAUGCCAGCCUGCCCCCGAAAACUGUCAUCUUGUAGAGCAUCCACAACCCAGAGGGCCAGGACACAGGGCAUCCUUUGCAUUCACACCCCUGGGGGCAUCUGCAGGCCCUGUCCUGGGAAGACGGCAGGCUUUAUGGGGUGCCAUGGCUCAGCCCGCCGGGAAAGCCAGACCCUAUAGCACAGAGGAAAUGGAAUUCCAAGCCAAAGCUGGUUUGCGUUCAUGCCGUUGGGACUUGCCAGUUGAAGCUAUUGUCUGGGUUUAGGGGCUGAUCCUUUGCAGCUGACUUUUGGAUCACUACCAAUGACAAAGAUUAUGAUAGAAUUCCAUGGAUUCUGAGUUACGGGACAAUGCAAACAGCGAUUUGGGUGUGAUUCUUUUUAUAUCCCAGGUCCAGUCUUUACUUGAAUAUCAACAAAGGAUCUAUAGGAAUGUCAACAGGAACCCAGUUAAGACCCUGCACCCUGAUUUUCCGGUAACCCUUGGCCGCAGGCAUCUGCAGCCAAACAGUGGGCAUCAGUAUGGGUAUUUGCAGCAUUCAAUCCAUAGCCUGCACUAUAGGGAUCCCCACUGUGGCUGCCAUUUUUAUACUGUUUGGAGAAAAGACUUAGAUUCGCAGCCCAAGUGGCUAACGUCUCUGUUGUACAGAAGUGGGUACCUGGCAGAGAGAAGUUGAAGUUGGCCGUUGUUUCAGCUCCACGUCUCACUCAGGACUCAGGGUGCACCCAUUUCUCUCUGCCCCUUCCCCUUGGAUGCUGCGUUUUGAACCCUGUAGGGGCCAAGCUCAGUGGCUCUUCACCCUCAUUUAUCUCCACAGCUGGUCUCUCCAGCCACCAGUAUGUUGGGAGGUGGAGGCACUGAAGGUGGAAGAUGAGAGAGAAAGAAGGGCACUCACAGAGUGACUGGGACGAAGGACAGAGCCUGGUACCUGGGGUGCUGGGGUCUGGCCUUCAGAGAAGAUGCCCAGUUCAGAGAAGAUCAUAGAGAUGAAGGAUGCCAUCAUCCUGGGUUUCUCUCAGGGUUCCAUUCUUAGGGCAAAGGGUGCCUGGAAGCAAGAUCUGUUGUGGACUCCCAGCUCCCCGUGCAGACCCCCACAUUCCCUUGGUUGUUCAUUCCAGUGGGGUUCUCUCACUGCACAGAACCCCCCUUUCUGGAUGGGUUUUGCUGCCCACACAGAUGACCAGCACCCGCAGAGCCUGACAGAGGCUUGGCUGAUGGACACACGAAAACAGACUAGAGGUGCAGCCCACAGACCUCAGAGAGGGCGCCUUGGCCCUACUGGGCCGCGGCCCCCGGGCAGGCACAGCCUGCGGUCGGCGCUGGCCUCCGCCUCCAGGCCUGGCUCAGGGGGCUCGAAGCCGCUCCCUCCUCCGUUUGUGGCUUCGCUAGCCCUCUGGGAGCUCCUGUCUUGGCAUCGCUUCAGUCACCCUGCAGAGGGCCAGGCAGGAAGCAAGGAUGAGUGCUCCUUCCCCAGCACUCUCCCUCCAGUGCUGAAGCUGCCCAUACCUCCCAGACUCAUGCCUGAUGCCUUAGGGGUGUCGGGCUUACCAUGAACGAAGAAAAGAUCCUGUCUCUGCCCCAGGAGUGCUCUCAGCUAGCCUUGGAAAUUUCCAGAAGAUGGACAGUUUGCCUGACAGGGUUAAUUCACAGUGGUUGGCUCAGCUGUGAUGAAGCAUUACAGACUGUAGGAAGCUGUAGGAAGCUUUCCAUGUGAGCUGGGGUUAGAGUGAGCAGCGCCUGGGCUUGCCCCUCCCCAGGCCCACAUGGUCUCCAGCAAUAACCCUAAGCACCCAUUCUGUGGGGAUUCAUUUCCAGAGUUGGGGUGAAUUUCCUUAUUUAUUGUCACCCAUGCCUUUUCUUUCUGAUCUUCAUCCUCAUCUGAUGUACUUUGAAGAGACCCCAGUGACCAAGAACCAGUCUCCUUAAGCCAAGAUCAAGCCUCAGUCUCCCCCAGCUUCCCCUUUGCUUCCAGAAGAAAAUUCACCGAAAAAUUACCUUCUGGCCUCUUGUUUAUACAGAGACAACAACUCAGUGGGGAAAUGGGGAUCUUUUAUGUACCAAAGCUGCUUCUGAAGCAGGAAGCAGCGGGACUCUUGGUGUUUCAUGCUGCCUUAUUUAUAUUAAAGGAAGAAUUAAAUUCUUGCAAGGAGUA